Molecule: messenger RNA, 2389 nt
Organism: Hyla sarda
Lineage: Eukaryota; Metazoa; Chordata; Amphibia; Anura; Hylidae
Gene: GORAB
Product: golgin, RAB6 interacting
Exons: 5
Coding region: 290-1357 (355 amino acids)
Biological process (GO): non-motile cilium assembly
Source: RefSeq, a predicted model, not a curated record
CGCUUUCAUUUCUCAUACUGCAGCUAACAAGGUCUGAACGUUACCAGGGCAACAAAGGACGCCGUGCUAGCGCAGCCUAUGAAUGGGGCUCAGAUCGCUCUUUCCUCCCUGUUCCUCCAUAAUACACUAUACAGAGGCCGGGGAUAGACAGACAGCGCCUCCCGCAGGGAUUUCCUCCAGGCAGCGCCGGGCAGUCCUCGUAGGUCCUGAGCCGGGACUGUGACGUGGCGGCUGCGUGUGAAGCGGAAGCCGCUUGUGUGCAGUACAGGGAGGAAUUGUCCGGACACCUAUGGCGGGGUGGGCCGGAUUCUCUGAGGACGAGCUCCGGAGGAUGAGGUCCCGGCGAGAGUUGCCGGAUCCUAAGGGUCCAGAGACUUGUCCACCGGAAGCAUUUUUUAGCCGCCAGCAGCCUCAAGCUAAAAAGGCUCCGGUUCAGAAGCUGGCUAAGCAAGAGAGAGUCCCAACUCCCCAACAUAACCCUUCCCCGCCCAUCCAGAAGAAUACGCCCUCUCCAAUAAACCUGUCCAGUUCAACCGAAGUGAAGAAACCACCACAAGAUAAACCUAAAAAAACAGCGACAGACAAAAAAGAAAUGCCGGCAGAGUCACCUAGUAUUGAGGUGGAAGAAGAUGAAGAGCUGUCAAAGAAAGAGGUGGAACUGAGAGACAGAUCGCGUUUGGAGCAACUUCAGCUCGAGCAACGUUUAAUGGAAGAGAAGAAUAAACGGAAGAAAGCGCUACUGUCAAAGGCAAUUACCGAGAGAUCAAAAAAAACAAAAGCCGAAGCCGUCAAACUGAACAGGAUCCAGAAGCAGCUUCAAACCUUGGAUGACAUGGUGUCCACAGACAUCGGGAUAUUGCGGAACCGAAUCGAGCAGGCGUGCCUAGAGUUUUCCCAAGCCAAGAAACGUUACGACAAAGCAGAAUCUGAAUACGUUACCUCAAAAUUGGACUUGUACAAGAAAACCCAGAUCAAGGAGCAACUCACAGAACACCUGUGCACCAUCAUACAACAGAACGAACUCCGCAAGGCCAAGAAACUGGAGGAACUUAUGCAGCAAUUAGAAGUGGAUACCGACGAGGAGAGACUGGACUUAGAAAUAGAAGUAGAACAAAUGUUACAACUACAAGAAGCUGAAGCAAGGAAACAGCCGGUGUCACCCACAUCAGAACAGAGCCAGCAGAUCACAACACCAGAUUCCAGCGGCGGGUCACCUCCAGAGAAAGAGACCCCAGCUGAAAGUGACCCAGGACAGGAUGAGCUUAAGAGCCAACCCACAAAUGACUUGGGUGACACCAACCUAAAUAACCAGACAAAUCCUGUUCCUGGUUUACAAGGAGACACUGUUCCUUCUUGAGACACCAUUCCGAAGUGUGUCGAUAUUCUAGUUUCUUCAUUUUAUAUUGGGGGGUAUUAAGAGACUGGACUUUAAAGGGGUACUCCACUGCCCUAGUGUCCAGAACAUUUAGCUCCCGAAGCUGGCUGCGGGGUCGUGAUGUCACGGCCACGCCCUUUGUGAUGUCAUGCCAUGCCCCCUCAAUGCAAGUCUAUGGGAGGGGGCGUGACUGCUGUCACGCCCCCUCCCAUAGACUUACAUUGAGGGGGGCGUGGUGUGACCUCACGAAGGGCGUGGCCCCACAGCCCGCACCCAGCGUUCCGAACUAAAUGUUCCGGAUGCUGGGGCAGAAUCCUGUAUAUUGAGAAAAAAAAAUUGUGUCCCAAAGCUCUAGGUUUCUUAAAGGGGUAUUCCAGGCCAAAACUUUUUUUUAUAUAUCAACUGGCUCCAGAAAGUUAAACAGAUUUUGUAAAUUACUUAAUCUAAAAAAUAAAAAAUGUUAAUCCAUCCAAUAGUUAUUAGCUUCUGAAGUUGAGUUGUUGUUUUCUGUCUUACUGCUCUCUGAUGACUCACGUCCCGGGACGUGACAUCAUCAUUGAGCAGUUAGACAGAAAACUUCAGAAGCUCAUAAGUACUGAAAGGAUUAAGAUUUUUUAAUAGAAGUAAUUUACAAAUCUGUUUAACUUUCCGGAGCCAGAUGAUAUAUUUAUAUAUUUAAAAAAAAAAAAAAAAAAAAAAAAAGAAAAAAGGUUUUGCCUGGAAUACCCCUUUAAGUAUGUAUGGUAUUGGGGGUUUUGUUUCACAUAAAUUGCAGCUACCUGUAAAUCUCCAAAUCACUAUAGACUUUGGAUUGUAAAAUUUUAGAUGAGAUUAUUAUUGUGGGACUUACAAGCAGGGUCACUAUUCACUGAACCUGUGUGGGAACGUCUUGGUUGUAUUAAAACACUACUCCGCUUUCUUGUAUAUUUGCAGAGGUGCUAUUCUGUUAUUUCUAUAUGAAAUUUAUUGUGUAUUAAAAAGUGUUUUUAUAUUCCUAAGCAUUUAUUUUAUUAU